AUGGAGCUCGAGUGGUUCCCCCUACGCUCGUGGGCGUUUGUCCUUGCUGUCGGCAUUGUGGGCGUUGCAAAUGCCCAGCAAUUCACCGAUAUCACGCUCGGCCACGCCGCCUACCCGGGGCUCAGCGAGCAGUGCUACGAAGCCCUCAACACGACGGUACAGAGCUGCCCGGGCUUCUUGGCUGUGCAUUCGGUUGAGAUGCCUCGCCUGGCGUCCCCUAUACUCGACGCUUUGUGCACUUCUGGCUGCAAGUCAUCGCUGACCUCGGUCCGCGGCGUCAUUGCCUUGGGCUGCGCGGCCAACACGGACGUCAUUGAGAUGGGUCGUGUCGUGUACCCGGCGACAUACCUGAUCGACCGCAUGAUUCACGCCUAUGACGUUUCCUGUGCAACGGACAGCGCCUCGGGCGUGUAUUGUGAUGAGAUCUACCUUGACAACCUCGCCAACGGAACGACCGCUGACGGCUGCUCCGACUGCGCCCUUGGCGUUGGCAGCAUUCUGCUGAACUCACCAUUUGGCUACGAUGCUGGAUUUGCCGCCGACUUCCAGUCUCAGACGGCGAGCUGCGGGGCGGCCGGCUACGACAUCACCUCUCCCGCUCCGUAUGCCAUCAGCACGAAGCCGCACUCGUCCCCCACCGGGGCUCCGACGUGUGCGUCGCCGUAUAUCGUCCAGCCCGGGGACACAUGUGACUCAAUCGCCACGGCGAAGGGGGUGUCGACACACUCGGUCAUCAGGGCCGGCCAAGCCAUGCCCGACUGCUCCAACCUGGUCCCUGGCAAGGCGCUGUGCCUACCGGAGCCGUGCACCUUGUACCGCGUCCAGUGGGACGACACCUGCGCCGAUAUCCUGGCGGCCGUGCCCGGCUUGAGGGCUCACGAUCUGCUGACGUGGAACCCGAAUAUCAACCCGCUGUGCACCAACAUCGACUCCAUGUAUGAUGAUCAGAUCUGCGUCAGUCCGCCCGGAAGAAGCCUGGAGGACGUGACGACAAUCACCACGGGGCCGCCGCCCACCGCAACUCAGCCACCCCCCACGGCAGUCCCCCGCCCUCCCAACGCAAAGGCCGAGUCGCACGACCAGUGCGCGGGCUGGUACGAGGUACAGAAUGGCGAUUACUGCCAGCUCAUCUCGGUCCAGCAUGGCAUAGAAAUCCGCGAUUUCUUCUUCCUCAACCCAUCCGUCGACGAUCCCGACUGCACCAAUCUCUGGCUCGAGACAUCGUACUGCGUCAAGGCGGUAGGCGAUAUCAACACGUACCCCAGCUACCCCUAUUCCACCACUCCUCUAUACACCCUAACGCCUUCCGACUAUGUCACCACCACAUGGCCGCCUCUUCAAACUGUCGCGCCCAGCGCCACGCCCAUUGUCGUGCUUCCGCUGGCCGCCGGCUCGCACGCCGAGGCUGACGGAUGCCUCCGGUUUGCCCAACACCAGCCCAUCCCCAUCCCGAGAGAUCAGUCCGAACAGACAGAUGUGCCUUCCCUGACCAAGACGGUCAACUCCUGCGAUUAUGUGAGCGCCGCGCACAACGUGCUUCUCGAGGAAUUCCUCGCAUGGAACCCGAGUCUCGAGGGAUUGGACCCUUGUCAGCUGCAGACGGGCUACCGGUAUUGCGUGGCGCACAGCAACGCUACGGAGAGAGAUACUUCCGGGGGCGAGUGCCUCGAAAUCACAACAACGCCAGAGCCCGGCACGAUUGAUACCUGCUCCUGCUUUACUCUCCUUAACGGGUUCGACGCUGGCAAAUAUCUCUGCGAGGAUAUUGUCCACAGCAAGAACUUCACCGUGAGCGACCUGCUCAACUGGAACUCGUGGAUCGGCAGUAGCGAAGCCGACUGUGAUGCUGGCCUCUAUGCCGGUCUCGCGGCCACAGACGAGCGCCCGCUCUGCAUCAACGGAGUAGGCGGCUCGCCCGGGACGGACCCCGUCACUCCUCCCGGUCCGACGCAGCCGGGCAUUGUUGAUGGUUGUCGGGCGUACUACCUCGCCGUCGCCGGUGAUGGUUGCUGGGACAUUGCUAACAACCACGGCAUCUCGCUCGAAGACUUGUAUGCCUGGAACCCGGCGCUUAAUGGGGAUUGCUCCGGCCUCUGGCCCGACUACGCCUACUGUGUUGAGGGCCCCUCGUCCUCGGGGCCGGGCACACCGCCAGGGCCGACGCAGCCGGGCACGAUCGAGACGUGCCAGGCGUGGCACUUGGUUGUUGCGGGGGAAGGGUGCUGGGAUAUCCAGCAGCUUUAUGGUAUUCCCGACUACGCCACCUUGCUGCUUUGGAACCCCGCUCUCGGGGCUAACUGUGAGGGCCUGUGGCUGGAUUAUGCCAUCUGCGUCGGAGUCUGA
Molecule: messenger RNA, 2343 nt
Organism: Scedosporium apiospermum
Lineage: Eukaryota; Fungi; Ascomycota; Sordariomycetes; Microascales; Microascaceae
Product: LysM domain-containing protein
Exons: 2
Coding region: 1-2343 (780 amino acids)
Source: RefSeq, a predicted model, not a curated record